UUUUGAGAAGUUAAUUUUGUCACUCUUACCUAAUGAGACCAUCUUUAAACCAGAGACAAAACAGCUCAUUAGUUAGGCAACCAAAUUAAACAUCCAUGAAAGGUCUUACACUAGUUUCUUUAUGUUCCAUCUUCUUCAUCUUCACAACCGCCGAUGGUGCAGAUACCAUAGCUGUAAACCAGUCAAUCAUAGAUGGAGAGACCAUAGUUUCAGCUGGGAGCAACUUUGAGCUAGGAUUUUUUAGCCCUCGAAGUACAAGUUUGCGUUAUGUAGGAAUAUGGUACAAGUUCUCUAGUGAGACUCUGGUUUGGGUUGCCAACAGAGAAGCACCACUCAAUGACACAUCAGGUGUUUUGCAAGUGACCAGCAAGGGAAUCCUUGUCCUUCAUAAUUCAACAAAUGUUGUUUUAUGGUCUACUAAUACAUCAAGAGUACCGCAGAAUCCAGUAGCUCAGCUUUUGGAUUCAGGAAAUCUUGUUAUAAGAGAAGCAAAUGAUACAAACGAGGAUGAUUACUUGUGGGAUAGUUUUGACUAUCCUGGUAACACGUUUUUGCCAGGCCUCAAGUUUGGCAGAAAUUUGAUUACUGGCCUUGAUCGGUACUUGGUGUCAUGGAAAAGCACUAAUGAUCCUUCAUUGGGUGAUUCUACAACUAUGCUUGAUCCUGGUGGAUAUCCGCAGAUAUUUAUCAGGGUUGGUGAGAACAUAAUUUUCCGAUCAGGACCAUGGAAUGGUCUUAAAUUCAGUGGGAUGCCUAAUUUGAAACCGAACCCAAUUUACACAUACGAGUUUGUUUACAAUGAGAAGGAGAUUUAUUACAGGUACGAUCUGACAGACAGUUCAGUUGUGACGCGUAUGUUGCUGACCAAUGAUGGGAUUUUGCAGCGUUUCACCUGGACUAGUAGUACAAGAACAUGGAAUCUGUACUUGACAGCCCAGAUGGAUAAUUGUGAUAGGUAUGCAGUAUGUGGUGCAUAUGGAAUUUGUAACAUCGACAAUUCCCCUGCUUGUGCAUGCUUGGACGGAUUUCAGCCAAAGUCUCGUCAAGAUUGGGAUUCUGGGGAUUGGUCUGGAGGAUGCGUUAGGAAGAAUGAAUCAAUUUGCAGGGCAGGAGAGGGUUUUCAGAAGGUAACAAGUGUGAAAUUGCCAGAUACAAGGACAUCCUCGUUUAAUAUGACAAUGGACCUUGAAGAAUGUCGAAGGGUUUGCUUGAUGAAUUGUUCUUGCACAGCUUAUUCGACUUUGAAUAUAACAGAUGGAACUGGAUGCUUGCUUUGGUUUGAGGAUCUUCUUGAUAUCAGAGAGUACACUGAAACUGGACAAGAUUUUUACAUUAGAUUAUCUGCCUCUGAUUUAGAGCCAACUAGAAGUCCUAAGAGGACGACGCGAGUGUGGAUUAUAGCCAUCUGUUUGUUGGUUGCUGGAAUUACCAUCCUAGGCUUUUGCCUGCUGUUUCUGAUGAGGAGGAGGAAGAUGAAGACAGCAGCAAGGAUGGUUUCGAUGCAAGAAAGAGACUACUCAAUUAAUAGCACCGGUAAAGAUUUAGAGCUUCCAGUAUUUGACUUCGCAACCAUAGCUAUUGCCACGAGCAAUUUCUCAGGGGCCAAUAAGCUUGGAGAGGGUGGAUUCGGACCUGUCUACAAGGGCAAGCUAGAAGAUGGACAAGAGAUAGCUGUGAAAAGGCUUUCAAAGACUUCGACACAAGGACUUGAUGAAUUCAAGAACGAAGUUAUAUGCAUUGCGAAACUUCAACACCGAAAUCUUGUCAAGCUUCUUGGUUGCUGCAUUGAAUCCGAAGAAACAAUGUUGGUCUAUGAAUAUAUGCCUAACAAAAGUUUGGAUGCCUUCAUCUUUGAUCAAAAGCAGAGCAAGUUAUUGGACUGGUCUAUGAGGUACAACAUUAUCAAUGGGGUAGCUCGAGGACUUCUUUACCUCCAUCAAGAUUCCCGGCUAAGAAUCAUUCAUAGAGAUCUAAAAGCCAGCAAUAUACUUGUGGACUAUGAUAUGAACCCAAAAAUCUCAGAUUUUGGCAUGGCCAGGAGUUUUGGUGGAAAUGAAAUUCAGGGAAACACAAAACGAGUAGUUGGAACAUAUGGUUACAUGUCUCCAGAAUAUGCAACUGACGGGAUCUUUUCUAUAAAAUCCGAUGUAUUUAGUUUCGGUGUUUUGGUGCUAGAGAUAGUAAAUGGGAAGAGAAAUAGAGGAUUCAUUCAUCAAGACCAUAAGCACAACCUUCUUGGUCAUGCAUGGAAACUUUACAAGGAAGAAAGGUCAUUCGAGCUAAUCAACGAUUCUUUAAAAGACACCUGCAACUUAUCCGAAGUUUUACGGGUGAUCCAUGUGGGUCUCCUGUGUGUGCAACAAGCUCCUGAGGAUAGGCCUACUAUGUCAACUGUGGUGCUAAUGUUAAGUAGUAACAUUGCAUUGCCUGACCCUAAAGAGCCUGGAUUUUUCACAGAAAGGAAACUAUUCGAUCAUGAGUCUUCAUCUAGCAAGGUCGAUACAUGUUCCGCGAACGAAAUUACUAUCACAUUGUUAACUGCUCGAUGACAGAAUUUUUUUACCAAACGUUUUUAUAAAUUGUAUCAAUAAGAGGUAUGUAUUCUUAUUUUUCUGUCAGUCGUUUCUUCUUCACCGAGGAAAAAGUUUGGGGCAAAAUGACGUGGGGUACUUUCUUUAUUAUUCUUGACAUAAUUAUUUAUAUUGUACAGCUUUUAAAAUUAUUAAUUUUUCUAGGUUUUGAGUAAUUCUAAAUGAAUCUAAUGCGUAGUUUAAUAAAAUUUAGCAUAAUUUUUAUUAGACUAUUAAAUCAAACUGAAAUUUUACCAGAUUGUCCUAAAAGUCUAUUUGCAUAGGAGUUGACUUAGCUCCUUUUGUUUUCAAGCCCAAAUUAGAUUAGAAACUACUGUUUUGAAUUUCUCUUUAUUUUCCUUGUUGUUUUUAGAUUUUUUUUUAUAUUUAGAUUAAAACUUUUGAUUUUAUUAGAAAUCUACUAAUUAAGAUUUUUUAUAUUUUUAAAUAGCAUUGUAGGAUAUUUUUUUCAGAGGAGAAUUAAUGACAAAAGACUUUAAAAAACUAUCAAAGCUUUUAGAAUUUUCUCUGCGGUUAAGGAUUGUAACUCUAGGCUUGAAAAUCUUAGUUUCUUUCUCUAUAAUUUGAGACUAUAAAACUUUAAGGAUUGAGGAACACUAUCCACUCUAUACGUUGAGUCAAUUGGUAACAGAACAAGUUUGACAUGUUUGAUGAAUAAAGAUAUUGUCAACAACUUUCCAUUCCACAAUACAAGAGUGGAGGCUGUAUAGGGCAUUAUGAAGGCCUAGAAGGCAACAUAAAGAACUCAGUUGUAGAUAUUAGAUCGAGUUGAAUAUUCGUUAGAAAAAAUUACAAAACGCUUGAACCAUCUGACACUAUGAGAGGAAGGUAUAAACACAAAUCGUGAUGAAAAUGGGAUGUGCUCAAAGACUUACCUUGGGAUGAACCAAACUCUAGAUUUACUCCUACUAACCCAUAUAGGCAUCAAAUCUAUGAAAGGUGGUAUAUACAAUAAACAAUGCAUUGAAAACUCAAUUAGCAGUCAACUUUCUCAUAAACGCAUUCCUAAAUUUAAAGAGAUUCCUUUCUUUAAUGGAAAUGGAAAUUUUUUGAAGAAAGAAUUUAUUAGAUAGUUAUUAAAGCUAGAAGCUUAAUUUUAUUUGAAUAAGUUGUUUGUUAUCAGAAAGUAGGAUUUUUCAUACACAAACUUACUUAUGAUACUAAAGAAUGAUGGUUUGAAGUUCUAGAAUAUAAAGCUCAUAUUGAUAAUAGUUUAAUUUUAUCAUUGGCAAACAUUAAGAAAAUUAUUAAUUUUGAAGUUCGUACAAAAUGAUUAUGUGGAAAUUUUAUAUUGAAAAUUUAAACAAUCAUGUUAUUAUUAUUUAACUUGUGUUCAACAUUCUUUAAGAGCAAGGAGGAGAAACCUAUAGGAGAUAUCAUCUCUUAGAUGUAGAAAGUUUCAACAUCACAAUAGUGACGACAAUGACAACAACACUACUGCUAUAUAAACAUUACAUUGCUUGUUGAUAUUUCAUCUAUAUAUGAAUAGUGAAGGAGAAAUAAAUGAUGCUCCUAAAUUAGUAUCGUAUGUUGAUUCUCAGAGUCUCGAAGAACUAAAAAAAUGAGGAUCAUUUAGGUUAAACAAUCCUGAAAGAAACAUUUAGAGUAUAAUCAGAAACCACUAGCUGCAUUACUCUACAUGAAAAAAGAUGAUGGGACUAAAAUCAUGAUCUAGAACAUUGAAAAAUACAUGUAAAAAUUAGAAAUAUUGGUGAAUCCAUAAAAUUCUUCCUCGCCAAAGAUUACUAUUAAAGUUAAUUUACAAGGUGAUGGAUUUGAGAGAGUACAAAGAGAAGAAUUAGACUAGAAAGUGUCUAGUUUUGAAAUUUCAAAGUUAGGUCAUUAUGCUAAGGAUAACAUGAUAACAUGAUCAAGGAAGGAUGAAAAUCUAGUAAACAAUGACAUGAAGGACACGGUAAUCUUUGACAAGUUAUCUAGAGGUAUUGUGAAAGAUUAUCUUGGAGUUUCUUUACAGGCCAAAGUGCUAGGAGUCAUAAAUGAUGAGAACAAGUUUGAAGUAAGAGAAUGCAUGAAUGAACAUCAACAAGACUUUAUAAUAACAAACGUGUAACAUUAGAUAUGGUUUUUUUUUUCUUAGCUUGCACACAUCAUACAUUAAAUUUUAAAGUUCACAUGUCAAAGUUAUACUAUUUCUUGAAUAGACUAGCUACAUUAUUAUAUUUGAAGUAUAUAAUUUUUUGAGAUGGAAGGGUUCAAUUUGUAAUAGUUAACUCAAGGGCAAUUUUUUUUUUCUAUUUAGAUUAGGACCUUCAAUUCAAUUAAAAUUUUACUAAUUAGGAUGUUAUUUUUUGUAUUUAAACUAUUUUUUUUCAAGGAUAAUUAAUGAAAAAAGGACCUUUUAGAAACUAACAAAGUUUUUUGUAUAGUUACGAGAUAUAAUAUUUGGUUUAAAUUUAUUAUUAUUAUUUUUUUUGUUUAGAAUUGUAAAAUUUUAGGAAUCAAGUAAUCCUAUCCAAAUUAUACGUUGUGUGAACACCCGGCAGUAGACUUUACCAACUUAAAUUGUACUUUGAUGGCAUGAAAGAAGUUUAUUUUUUUUAUUUGGUCAUGAAUUCAAUUCUAAGCCAAGUCCAUUAUUGGUUGUUCAAAUCUUAAAUAAACCUAAACCAAAAUACACAAUAGGAGAGAUAAGAUAUCGAUGUCUGACGGACUAUAGCUGGAGUAAAAGCAGGUCUGUAUCACUCGAAUAUAAAAUUGGAGUAAGUUCAGGCAACCUUCUUGGAUCAUUCAAGGUUUCAUGCUCCUCUGUAAUUCGAUUUCCUUGUUGAUUAAGCAAGUAUAGAAAAAAGAAUCACGGACCUCCUGAAAGUUGCAUGCUGCCGGAAUUUUUCAUUUUUCUCUUUUCAUGUAAUGCAUUAUUGUUGGGUUGGUUGCCAUUAAUAUGCAGUAAAUCAACGGCACCAACCAUUGACUUUGGCAGCCACCAUUGUUGAAGAAGAGCUGGAGUUGGCAGCCACCAUUGUUGAAGAAAAGCUGGAGCUGGUGGCACCAUUCUUGUCUAUAAAUAGGCAUCGAGAGAGAGCAGCAAAGAUUGAGCAGAAUGAGAGCAAAGCAGUAGAGAACAAAAGAGAAAGAGGGGCUGCCAAGGGCAGCUACCUUGCUGUCAUUGCAGCAGCUGCAAAUGCAGCAAUGAGAGCUGGGAGUUGAGUUUGAGUAAAGUAAUCUUCCUCCUCCAUGUAUUUGUAUUGUAUUCUUUCUCUAUCUCUAAUAAUAUGAACUAUUUCCCGUGGAUGUAGGCAAUUUGCCGAACCACGUUAAAUAUUGUGUCUCAAUGUGUUUAGCCUCCAACGGACAACUAUCAGAACAUCACCAGUUCGCGCAUGAGGAGACGGAAUCCCCAACAAUUAUUGCAUCACAACUUUUCAUGGACCGGUAUAUUAGUGAAUGGAGGUCUUCACUUCUUUAGUUCUUUUAUUAUUAGAAGAGCAACUACGUCAAUAGUCGGUACUGUACUGCUGCUCGACAAAAAGUUGCUUGGGUAGGAAAAUAUACGUCCAAGCCAAAUUCCAAGUCUCUGUGCUUUGGGGUAGCUUAGACAAUGGUGUGCAGCCCGACCAUAAAAGAAAAUGAAAUUUUUUAAGCUAAUUACCCACCAACAUGAUCUUGAGAAGAGCACGUGAUGUGCAUAUGCAGGGCUACAAUAUUAUUACUGAUUACUGUAGGAGAUAGUAUUUAAUAUCCUUAUUGAUGACACGUUAUAUGAUGUUAUUAUAAUCAAAUAAGUCAAGAAAGAUUAUUAUUUCAAGAAUGAUAAAAAAAGAA
Molecule: messenger RNA, 6374 nt
Organism: Populus trichocarpa (black cottonwood)
Lineage: Eukaryota; Viridiplantae; Streptophyta; Magnoliopsida; Malpighiales; Salicaceae
Product: G-type lectin S-receptor-like serine/threonine-protein kinase At4g27290
Exons: 7
Coding region: 96-2549 (817 amino acids)
Biological process (GO): recognition of pollen; protein phosphorylation
Molecular function (GO): ATP binding; protein serine/threonine kinase activity
Source: RefSeq, a predicted model, not a curated record